AUGCCUAUCACAGAAUUCGCCCUCCUACGUCUAAAGGAAAAGGAACCAUCACCCACCACCAGGUCCAAUCUUCGAGACGUUAUCAAGGAACAAUCCGCAUGGUCAAAGCACCCAGUUAAUUUCGUUCGCCAGAUCGAAGACCCAAGCUUAGUGUAUCUUCUUGGUGGAUGGGCAUCUGUGGCCGAGCAUUUCGGAGAUUGGAUUACCUCGGAACCGAAUCAGCGUUUACUGGCUCAGCUCAAGGGUUCUAUUGGUAUAGAGUGGUUGUUUCACUUGGAUAUUGAUCCUUCUUUAAACAGUAUCCCCCUGAAUGCACCGGUCCUUGGUAUAAGUCGGUACUUUGUCGAGGCCAGCAAGAAAGACGAGUUCGAUAGUAUCUUCAAAGCAGGUGCUCCGCAUCUCGGCGAAUACACGGCUCCGUACAGCUACGCCGGGGGCUGGCGCAUCGAUAAGGAAGGCGAAGACGAGGAGUUUGUGCUCUUCAGUGGCUGGAACAAAGUCGAGGACCACUUUGGUUUUGCCGAUUCUGAUGCUUUUAAUGAAUUCGGAAAGAUCAAGGGCGCUAUCAAAGGAGCAGAGAUCAAUCAUGUACACUUGGAGAAGUGGGAGUGA
Molecule: messenger RNA, 612 nt
Organism: Penicillium subrubescens
Lineage: Eukaryota; Fungi; Ascomycota; Eurotiomycetes; Eurotiales; Aspergillaceae
Exons: 2
Coding region: 1-612 (203 amino acids)
Source: RefSeq, a predicted model, not a curated record